AGCCAUCCGGGCACAGUUUUCUCGAAGAGCCCUGAACGAAUCUGCUGGACGCCAUGCUUUCGCGCCUGACUCGUCCUGCAGCCAACGCAGCCGCACGCCUUGCGAAGAGUGUGCGCAAGGUCAGCACCACCCAGAUUGGAGGCUACGAAGUCUUCGACCAUUCCUAUGACGCUGUGGUCAUUGGCGCUGGUGGUGCAGGUCUUCGUGCUGCUGCUGGGCUCGUGGGCCAUGGCUUGAAGACAGCUUGCAUUACCAAGGUUUUCCCAACACGCUCCCACACUGUUGCUGCUCAAGGCGGCAUCAAUGGCGCGUUGGCCAACAUGACAGAGGAUGACUGGCGUUGGCAUGCCUAUGACACUGUGAAGGGAGCUGAUUGGUUGGGAGAUCAGGAUGCGAUUCAGCACAUGUGCCGUUUGGCGCCGGAGGUGAUUUUGGAGCUCGAGUCCUUCGGCUUGCCAUUCAGCCGCACGCCCGAGGGGAAGAUUUAUCAGCGAGCCUUUGGAGGGCAGAGCUUGAAGUUUGGCAAAGGUGGACAGGCUUAUCGAUGCGCAGCUGCAGCGGAUCGCACGGGGCAUGCAAUUCUCCACACCCUUUAUGGCAUGGCCUUGAAGUUCGACUGCCUGUUCUUCGUCGAGUAUUUCGCCAUGGACUUGAUCAUGAGUUCACAUUGUUCGGCUUCGGAAGGAGUGAAACGAAGAGUGGUGGCGGCAUCUCGACGGACGUCAGGCGAUGAUGGAAAAUGCUUGGGCUGCGUUGCAAUGUGCAUGGAGGAUGGCUCGAUCCAUCGCUUCGGCGCCCAUUCGACGAUCAUCGCCACGGGUGGCUUUGGCCGAGCCUACCAGUCUUGCACCUCUGCGCACACGUGCACAGGAGAUGGUAGUGCCAUGGCUUCUCGCGCUGGGCUCCCCAUGCAGGACUUGGAGUUCGUUCAAUUCCACCCGACAGGUAUUUUCCCAGCUGGCUGCCUGCUCACAGAGGGUUGCCGUGGUGAGGGCGGCAUCCUGCGCAACAGCGAAGGCGAGCCCUUCAUGGCGCGCUACGCGCCCACAGCGAAGGAUUUGGCCUCGCGCGACGUGGUGAGCCGUGCGAUGACCUUGGAGAUCCGCGAGGGCCGUGGUGUGGGUCCCAACAAGGACCACAUCUUCCUGCACCUCGACCAUUUGCCUCCAGAGACCUUGGCUGAACGUCUCCCAGGCAUCUCCGAGACUGCGAAGAUCUUUGCGGGCGUGGAUGUGACCAAGGAACCGGCACCAGUGCUGCCUACCGUGCACUACAACAUGGGUGGAAUCCCGACCAAUUGGAAGACACAGGUGGUCAAGGAUGCUGAAGACACUAUUGUUCCUGGUCUCUUUGCAGCUGGUGAGGCGGGAUGCGCAUCGGUGCACGGCGCCAACCGCUUGGGCGCCAAUUCCCUCUUGGACUUGGUCGUUUUCGGCCGUCAGGCUGCGGACACCACGGCCGAACUGGUGAAGCCCAACAGUCCUCCAGUGGUGUUGCCCAAGAACGCAGGUGAAGCAUCCAUCGCCCGCAUGGACAAGAUGCGCCACUGCAGCGGGCCGAUCCCCACCGCAGUGCUGCGGCGCGAGUUGCAGGUUACCAUGCAAAAGUAUGCGCCUGUAUACAGAAAUGCCGACGACUUGGCCAAGGGUAAGGAGGCGGUCGUUGAAGUCAUGAAGAAGUUCAAGGAUGUGGGCGUCUCGGACCGGACCAUGAUUUGGAACACAGACCUCAUUGAGACCUUGGAGCUUGAAAACCUCAUCAACCAGGCGGCACAGGAGAUGUAUGCGGCCGAGGCUCGCAAGGAGUCGCGGGGCGCCCAUGCACAUGAGAACUUCCCGGACCGCGACGACGAGAACUGGAUGAAGCACACACUCUCGUGGCUCGACAAACCUCACGUGGAGGAUGCCAAAGUGGUCCUGAAGUAUCGCAGGGUCAUCGACCAGCCCUUGGACAAGGAGAUGCACCAUGUUCCUCCCGCCAAGCGCGUCUACUGAGCCGCGUGGGUUUUGGCGGGAGCACAGGGCCGGGUACUUGAAGGCCCGCAGGAGGUGUGGUAUGGCUCAAUUUGGCUCAAAGGGUGGUUGAACG
Durusdinium trenchii is the source of this 2088-nucleotide messenger RNA. NCBI's taxonomy places the organism in Eukaryota, Dinophyceae, Suessiales, Symbiodiniaceae. The record is from the annotation of a GenBank genome assembly.